ACUUGGCCGGAUUUUGCCUUGGAGAAACAGUUCGAAAAUAACUUCUAAACGUUAAACAAGUAGGAAUUCUUUUUUGAUUUAUUUUCGUAAAUUCAUUCGCGUUCUUCGCUUUAAAUAAGAAAGGAGAAACGCGUCUUAAUAGGAUGAAUUUAAUCGAUAAAAAUUCAAAAAAACAAAUUGUCAUUUGUAUUUCGCGCCAAAUCGAGCCGCCGACAGCACUUUUCGACGAAUCGCGUGCUUUUCAAGAAUUAGCGGUGUUGUUCAGAGCGCGAUUCGGUUACAGUGUUUACGGUUGAUGGGGUGAUUCGUUUUUUUUUAGAAUUCAUCAAUUUUUUCACUUAUUAAAGAGAAAAAAUAUAUUUAAUAAAAAAGAUGAGUGAGAACGGUUCGGUCGAGCUGUUAUUGCCGUCGUUGGUGGUCGCUGUCGUCGUCGGGGCCGCGUUUCUUCUAUUACGGUACGUUUUAAGUGUCGUGCAAAACGCGAAUCCGGACGAGGUACCGAGAAAAAUCGAGAAAAAUGCUAAGGAAGUUUCUGACCAAAAGAGACAGUCGCAAACGCAUAUUGUGUCUAAUAAAAAAAAGAAAACCAUCGAUAAUCGUUUGGGGAGGAACGAUAAAACUUUUACUGAUAAAUGGUUAAAAACUUCCAUGAAAGGACACACUGGACAAGUUUUAGAUAUGGAUUAUUCCAGCAAUGGGAGAUUGUUGGCAUCGUGUUCAGACGAAGAUGACUCCGCAUCGAAAACUUCAAUUUCCACUGACGGAGACAGCAACCUCUCGUCAGAAUACCUCGAGGAAGAGGAGGAUCAAGAAAAAAAGCAAGACGUGAAGCCGCAAUUAAGUAGAAGACAAAGGAAGAAUCGGAAACGCGACGAAAACGCAUCCCCGGUCUUGAAGAGCAAUAAAGCGAGGGGAAAAAAGUCGAUAGAAAAGAAUUUUAAGCACGAACCAUCCCUUUUUUAUGAAAAACUUGGUGUUCCCGACGUUGAUUUGACCUCAUUUCUUCAUUCAUACCUUUUAAGUACCGAGCAAAUGUUAGCGUUGGGUUAUCCGAUGGAUAGUAGCCAAGAUCCCGGGAAAGUAAUUAUUUUUAAGGGGAAUAUGGGGGGAUUUUGGGGGAAAAACGAUAACAAUAAAAAGAAAAAAACAUUUUUUGAUGUUAACGCCAAGGAAUUUUACCCGAGGAGUUACACAAAAAAAGAGAUCAACGAAGAUAGCGGAAGAGACUCGGGAAAUUCGUCCGAGUGCGAAGAAGAUGUCAAGAGCAACCCCAAAAUCGAAGAAAAUUACAUUUAUAACUCGAUUUUAGAGCGGAGCGAAUUAAUUUCUAUUUAUAACAAAAAGGAAGUGAGAAAUAACAAAAAAAAUUGUUGCCGAUGCGGGGACGAUUUUUAUUUGAACCCGGAAGACUCCGGGUACAUCACCCAAGAGCCUUGCACGUAUCAUUGGGGAAAAUUAACGAUGUUUCACCCAACGUCGUUGGGUGUUUUAAAGUAUCAGUGUUGCGGCGGUUUCGAAGGGAGUCAAGGGUGCAUGCAGGGUAAAUUACACGUUUGGACCGGAAUUAAUGCGGGUGUAAACGGACCUUUCGAUAACUAUGUUAAAACGAAACCUCGAAAAACGACCCCACCCGGUGGGAACACCGGCGCAUACGCGAUUGAUUGCGAAAUGUGCUUCACCGUAAAAGGGAUGGAGCUGGUUAAAGUGACGGUAAUCGGUUGUGAUGGACGUUUAGUGUACGAUACAUUUGUUAAACCUGAAAUGAAUGUUGUUGAUUAUAACAGUCGAUUUUCCGGAAUUACAGCGAAGGAUUUAAAUAAGAAAAAAAAUCCGAAAAGUUUACGGGAAGUCCAAAAUGAUUUGAUGGGGUUUAUAUUUUCAGAUACGAUUCUUAUCGGGCAUGGAUUAGAAAAUGAUUUGAGGGUGUUGAAGAUUUUGCACCCGACGGUUGUUGAUACAGCCGUUGCAUUCCCACAUCGAAACGGGUUGCCUUAUCGUAGAUCAUUGAAACAGUUAGCCUCGUGCUUUUUAAAACGAGACAUCCAAACUAAUUCGGAAGGCCACGAUAGCUUCGAGGAUGCGAGGGCUUGCAUCGAUUUGAUGUUGAUGAGGAUCGGAAGGGAUUUCCAAUCAAUUCUCCAACAUUCUUAUCAACUCUAAUAAAAUAAAAAAAGGAAAAAAAUGAUCUUAUUAAAAAAAAGAGUUCCUCAUUAUCAAUAGGAUUAUUUUUUUUAUAUUUAAUCUUAAGAGUGCGUUAUUUAAACGGUGGGGUAAACAGCUAAGAAUCGAAUCUCUCCGGGUUUAUUCCUGUUUGCGUCCGCUUUAAAAUAGACUGAUGUAGUACAAAAUAAAAAUACACUUUUGUUACUAGUAUUAAAGAAACUUAAUUUAA
Messenger RNA from Onthophagus taurus, 2392 nucleotides. Its product is annotated as transducin beta-like protein 2. Gene Ontology annotation, cellular component: nucleus; endoplasmic reticulum. Gene Ontology annotation, molecular function: protein binding; nucleic acid binding; exonuclease activity. Lineage: Eukaryota; Metazoa; Arthropoda; Insecta; Coleoptera; Scarabaeidae. The record is from RefSeq and is a predicted model, not a curated record. Gene Ontology annotation, biological process: endoplasmic reticulum unfolded protein response.